Molecule: messenger RNA, 3548 nt
Organism: Pogoniulus pusillus (Red-fronted tinkerbird)
Lineage: Eukaryota; Metazoa; Chordata; Aves; Piciformes; Lybiidae
Product: ras-like protein family member 11A-like
Exons: 4
Coding region: 269-1021 (250 amino acids)
Molecular function (GO): GTP binding; GTPase activity
Source: RefSeq, a predicted model, not a curated record
GUUUCACUUGUGAUUGGCUGGGGAAUGGAGGAGUCAGUUUUCACGGGGGCUGAUCAAAAAGUUUCCUUUUGCUUCCCGAAGUUGCUGUCUGAGCAGAGGCAGCGGGAAGAGGAGGCCAGUCACUCUGACAUUCCUCAGGAAAGCCACUGAAAUGAGAGGAGAAGGUUUCUCUAUCCAAGGAUCUACCGUCGAGAACAGACGCCGAGAAGCUGUUUUCCUUCUUUCCUCCCCCAACUCCUCGUGGAGUUGAAGAGCUCUCAUUUCUGGCAUGCGUCUCAUCUCUCAGGAUACUAUGUCACAGUAUUCUACUAACUUUCUCUUGCUCCCCAUACCAGAGUAUCCUGUCUUAGACUGUGUGCCCAACAAAAUCAUCAAGCUGGUGGUGCUGGGUGGCAGUAGCGUGGGCAAGACAGCCCUGAUUGUGCGCUUUCUCACCAAGAGAUUUAUUGGAGACUAUGAAGCCAAUACUGGUGCUUUGUACUCAAGAAAGUUCACCAUAGAUGGGGAACAGAUCUCUCUCCAGGUGCAAGAUACUCCCUUUGUUUCACUGGAGGAUGAUACUGACAGCAUCUGCUGCCAGGAGCAGAUAAACCGGUCAAUCUACUGGGCAGAUGGCUUCGUGUUUGUUUACUCCAUCACGGACUACGAGAGCUACCGAGUCAUCCGGCCCCUCCACCAGCACAUCCGCAAGAUCCACCCCAACGCCAACAUUCCCCUGCUUCUGAUGGCCAACAAAGGGGACCUCCUGCGAGCCAGGCAAGUGUCCUCCAAAGAAGGCCUCCAGCUGGCCAGUGAACUGGGAGGUACUUACUAUGAAGUCUCAGCCCGGGAGAACUGUGAAGGAGUGCAUGAAGCCUUCCAACAGCUUUGCCAGGAGGUUAGCAGGAUGAUUGGGAGCUGCAAUGGAGAGAAACGAAGAGGUCUCCACCUCGUCCGUCCCAAGUCUCCAAACAUGCAAGACUUAAAGAGACGUUUGAAGCAGGCUCUGACUUCCAAAGGGAAAUCUGCUACUACACUUUGAUGUAGCCAAAAGAAAUUGUUUUCCACAGUCCUGGAAAAAAAAAAUACAAGAAAAGAAGCUGGUAAUAAGUGGCAUGGUUGAAACUCAGCAGCUGGGUUGUGUGGGGCACUUUCAUUUUGUCUUUACAUCUUCAUUAAAACCCCUGUUCUCAUUCAGCAAAGAAAUGGACAGAAUUUGUCCUUUGGGGCAAGUGUUUAGAAAGUGUGGUUUAAAAAAUAGAUUGUCCCAAAUUAUUUCUUUUUUCAAAAGGACACAGUCACAUAGUUUAGGCUUAAAAUGUGGAUUUUGUUAAUAACAAUAAUGAAAUCCUACUUAUAAGAGAAGUGGCUUCUCUUGAGGAUGGUUGUAGCCUCAAAUAUAGGCCACAAACUACAGCAAGACGAGAAGAGAAAGGAUGUGAGCUGUACUGAACGAGCAAAACGGACCAGAUCUGCUUAGUCCCAAGUCCAGAAAAAGAAGGCAAAAUUAAAUGAAGAGCAUAAAUGCUGAAAAGUAAUCACUGCAAACUUUUAAACUGCAGACUAGAAGGCGUUCUUAGCAAUGUGAGCAGAGAUCUGUUUGUGUGGAAGCUUUAGUCUUACAGUGCCUCUUUAAAGGGAGAUUCUUAAAACUCACUAUUUUUGCAGAUUAUUUUCCUUUAAACAGAUAUUGGCUCUUUCUGAAAGUGAACAGAAGGGCAAAGUACACAUUUGUAGCAGCAUUUUGUAGUGUUUCUCAAUGGUGUACUUCUCCCUUCCUACAUGGCAACGAGAGAGGGUUUAAUAGAUCAGUGAGGUUUAAAUCCUGUGAAGAAAUGGACUGAAUUAAUCAAGAACAAGGAGGUGACCUAAAGCUCUUCCCCUUUUUUCUUCCAGACUAGUUAGUUUUCAAGUUCAAGAUGAUGUUUUAAAGACACAAGGCCUUCACUUAAAAUAUGUUUAAUUAAUUAGAUACUUGGUUUGUUUGUUUGUUUGUUGUUUUAAAGAGGGAAAAGUUUUGUGAUGCCUGAAAUUGCUGUCUUUGGGAAUUCAUUGUUUUACUCUUUGCCUUAAGACCAGACUUGACUCCAUACCUCAGGGUGUAAAUCAUCAGUUUAUCACAACACGUUUCACUGGUAGCAUCUCACUGCCUUGUGUCUCAGCAGUGUACAAAGGGAUUUGAAGCUGCAUCCUGUGAGCUGCUCUGUUUUAUGGCAGUCCUAACAACAACAUCAAGCAUCCAUCAUUCCCUUCUCAAUGAGAGUGGAAAGACACUGGGUUGGACCAUGUGAAAGUUAUAGUGCCACAAUCUUUUCUUUGAACAGCCCAUAUGAGCAAUUCACAGGACCGUGAAAUGAAGUAAAGCUCAAUGAUUUACACUUGGGAGCACAGAAGGGAAAAUCCUCAUUUGGUGGCUACAGAAAAAUACUCCCAGCUGCAGUUUCAGCUGGUGAUACUGAGCUAAAUCAACCUUUUGCUCCUUAUGAGCAGCAAAAAUCUAAACUGAGUCUGAGUACUUAUGUAGCUGACAGCCUGGAAAUGUGUUUUUUAUUUUUCUUGUCUUAUACUAACCAACUCUAGUCAUGAUUUUCCUUAUCACCUGGAUGUGCUCUAUCUACAGCUCACUUUCAGUUUGAUUUAUUGAUCUCCAUAGCUGAGAAUGUUUUCUGAUGCAUUUUAGAUUCUUUUAUUCAUACAAAAGAACUGCACCUUUGUAUGAAGUUAGUUUCAAGUGGUAGUAGGAGGAGAAAAGGAAAGUUGGAUUACCCAAACAGGAACUUCUGGAGAUCAUCCAGUCCAACCCUCCUGCUAAAGCAAGGUCACCCACUGCAGCAUCCCAAUGUCCAGGUGGGUUGGGAAUCUCUCCAGAGAAGGAGACUCCCCAACCUCUCUGGGCAGCCUGCUCCAGGACUCCAGAACCCUCACAGCAAAGCAUUUUCUCCUCCUGUUCAGGUGGAACCUCCUGGGUUCCAGUUUGUGCCUGUUGCCCCUUGCUCCAUCACAGGGCACCACUGAGAACAGUCUGGUGCCAUCCUCUUGACCUCUACCCUUUAGGUAUUGACAAGUGUUGAUAACAUCAAACACUAUUAGAGGAUUUUAUGGCUGACUAACAUUAUGCUGUCUGAUCAGUGUCAUUAUUCAGUGCAGGCACUUUGGUGUGGUGCUUAUCAGCACAGAACUUCAAUAAAUAUUGAAAUUACUAAGAGCAGAGCUCAAAUAUUGGAUGUAAAGUUGCAGUAACAUGAAACAGAGCAAAGGGCUUGUGAGAGACACACAAACUGCAAGUUCUUUCCAUUGGAAAAGUGAUCACCAAUUUGGAACAGCAAUUAAAUAUUAUCCUGUUCCAGUACUAUAGAAUCAGGGUGAAAUUUGCCAAAGACAAUUUGCUGCCACCAUUUGUUUUUGUCAAAGCCUAAGUGAACUGGGUGCUUUAGCUUAUUAACUUCAUUUGGCACUUACUCCUUCAGCUCUAAUCCUUUCUGACUUGGGACGAAGCUUCAACAAAUUUCAAACCUGUCAACUUUUUCUUUUCAAUAGUGAUUAAUAAAAUCAUGGAAAGUCUUUCCUGA